UAGGGGGAGAGAGAGAGAGAAGUGUCCACCCAGUCACCUCAAAAACAACUGAAAGCUAAAAACGUGAUUGUGUUCAAUCUAAGUGCAGUGUUUAUUUGCCCGGAAGUGCCAAUGUCGGAAUAAGGAAUCAACAGAUCAUGACCCUUGACCCACCCGCCCAGGACCAGCCCAAAUACGCACUGGUUGGUUCGUUCUGAUUGCAAAGUGUUGGCUCGCCAUUUAUGGAUUUCAUCUUUUGGUGGGAGCAAUACCAUCACUAACUAAUGAUGAUCUGGGCCGGAAGGCGAACCCGUGAUUAGUUCCCCGACUCUCGGGUCAUCAACUAAUUGCCCCACUUGUACUCCGGAAGAACACCAAGAUUAACGUGGCUCCAUUUCGCCGGCCCAGAAACUACCGAAAAGGGUGAGAAAGUGUGGGAAAAAAAUCUCCCAGGACUGACGACGCAGGAAUCGACUCUCUGAGUCUCUGAGGCACAUUAGAUUGGCUUUGUUCGCAAGUGGGAUGAAAUUCCUGAUCGGAUCAAUGCCAAAGAGAGCUGACAUUCAGCCGCAUAUUUUUGGCAUCAGUGGUAUUGUUGUGCUACUACGAAGUCGGUCUCCUAUCUAGUUUGUGCUCCUCCCUUCAUCCGUUUUGGGUCUGGCACCGGAUGUUCCCAAGUUUCAGACGGUUUCAACCGCUAGUAUAAAAGUUCAAGCCCGCAACAACAACGUGAAGAGCAACUACAACAGUCCGUGCGUAGUACGUGCAUGCAAGCAAGAGACAAGACUCGAGGAGUGUGAUGUACGUACUCACAAGUAGCUCUACUUGAAUGAGCCCACUUACGCCGUCUCUCGGUGGUGUUAGUUGUGAGAGUAGUAGUGGAAGAAGCAGAACUUUGUAGUAGUCGCAAUCGUGCAAGUUGAACAUCACACUGAUCUAGUAGUAUUUAUCCAUGAAUGGAGGUGGUGUGAGUGCGCAGCGUUCAUGGACUGUGAACCCGUCCACAAGUGAAACUACUACAACAACAACAACUACUACUACUAGUUCUUUGACGUCAACAACUUGGAACUUCUCGGGGUCCAUUGGACUGGGCCACUAACGAACGAACGACCGAACAACCGAACGGCCCUCCAUGUAGGACGUCAAAUCAUUGCGCCCAGGCGUGAGAUACACAGUGGGACACACAGCACUUGGGAAAAGCGGCAGCGGCGAACUGGCUGUUCUCUUGGCCGUGUACUCAAGUGCGGCUCCAACCUCCCGUCUCAUCCUCAUCGGUCCUCGUGCAAGCCGUGAGAGUGUCCCUCUCUCUCGCUCUUUCGGUUUCCAAGGGGUGAGCGCGGUGAGCGGCUUGAUUCAGCACCGCUUGGCCGGGAUUGUACGCACCCACAUCGACACGCCGCACCGAGAGUGCAGUGCCCGAACUUGGGUUCGCUCGAAUCGCUUGAUUUACUCAGUGGAACGGACGAACGACCGACCGACCGACCGAGUGAGUGAGUGAGUGAGUGAGCAAGAGAACGGACGGACGGACUGAUUUUGAAGACGUUCAGUUUGGAGGGAGCUGUUGUUGUGGUCUGAGUGGCGUGGGUCUUGUUGGUGUUCUUGGGAAAAAGACCAAAGAAGAAAAAGAAGACGAAGAAGCCAGAUGGAUAUCUCUUGAGGAAUGCACAUUACCAACGUCAAUACGACCGAGUUGUUUUACAACACUCGGAAAGUGCCACAAUUGAAGGAGAGGUGGUGAUAAUUCCGGCAUCUGUCCGUCGUCGUGUUCAGUGAGGACACUCGUGUGUGCCAUCAGAUCUCAAGUGUUGUUGGCAUUGAAUGCAAUUGAAUGGCAAUUGCAUUGUAAACUAGUUGCAGUCGUUUCAGCAGCCUCCAACCAAGCUCACUCUUUCAAUCUGUGCCUGUGUCACAGCAAGGUCAAACCGCCGAUAAUGCCCAAUCGCAUCUCUUUUGGGUGGUGAACAUCAUUCCUGAAGUAGUACAGUCGAAUUGGACGGUCUGUUUCACAACUCGCAUUCGUCGCUUUCCAGAAGUGGAGCGGGUUUCUGCGAAUUUUCAAACUGUCUCAUCGGUCGAAUAAUGAGACACGCUCUGGCGGAUGAUUCAUCUUGUUCAUCAUCAUCGUCAUCAUCAUCGCCGUCAUGGAACGGAAUAAUAGCAGCACCACCACCAUCAACGGUGUGGUGGUAGAACCCCUCAUCAGCAGCAACAACAACAACAACAACAACAACAACAAUAUCAACAAUAACAACAAACUCACCGGUAGUCAUGCCAACAAAGUGAAACGCAUUGUGCGAAAUCACAGCUUCAAAUCCAUCUCGGCGUCCAGUGAUCACAACCAUCAUUAUCAGCCAGCACCGCCUCCUUCGCAACCCCAGAAACUCGGGAUCACCAAUGCACCACCCUCGGACAAGUCGCGAUCACGGGCCGUCAUGCAGCCGGCCGACUAUUACAAUACCCAUGCCGUAAGUGGCAGCGGCCAUACUCUCAACAACAACCCCUCAUACACACAACCGUCCACAUCAAUGCCGGCUCGAGACAAUUACAAGAGCUUAAACGAUGUGUUUGGCACCGAGGCCAGUAUGACGUCGUCCAUGAUCUCGAACAACUCGGUAGCCUCGUCUUCGACAACCGGAAAGUCCCAUCUGAGCAAGAACGUGUCGUUACCGCUGAACGGUCACCUGCCCAAUGGAUCCAACGCCUUGAAAGCCGCUCGGAGCAUCACGUCCAUGAACAUGCCUCCACCCUCGGAGCCACCCGUUUACAAGCACGUGCCUUUGUCCAGAAAUGUCCCGUCCCAGAACCCCCGGUACAUGGGCGCCCAACCCGUGCCUAAUAUGACCCAUCGCUUUGGCAAUCCAGAGCUCAGGUCCUCCUACAGUGAGAAGAUCAGUGGUGGAGGGUCCUCGGCCAGGUCUUCGGGCAGUUCAAAGGGGUCAGUGAACCAUAGCGGGUUACCCGUGAGCAAUAGUCAGCGUGAUAGUGGUCUCUACAAAAGCAACUCUAGUCUAGACCUCGAUCACGAGGUGGAUAUGGUCCAAGAGGCCAUCAAUAACAGUUCCUCACUGAUGAGCUCGGGUAUGUAUCGGCGAGAAUUCGGGAGUCACGGCUCGAUUGAUGUCAUUUCCCGACAAGAGAUGCAGCAUCCGCAGAGCCACCACCAACUCUUUGGCGACAUCCGGUCGUUCGACUCCUCCUCUAUUGAUGGGGUUACUUUGGGAGGUGGACCAGCGGCCAUGAGCACGCUCACCAGAAAGUCCGAGGAGAGUGCCAGCGGGUCGGUGAUGAGUUCUGGCAGUUUGGAGGAAUCCCCAAAACAGAAGAAGAAGGCCGGAUUCUUUUCCUCGUCGUCCACGUCGACCAAAGAGGUCAAGGGCGGCGGCGGCGGCGGCGGGCAAAAGUCCAUUUUCAAAAAGUUCCGCGGAAGUACAAAAGAGACCCAUUCGGGUGACAGUCUGAAAGGUCUCGUGAAUGGGGAGGUCGACCCAAACAGUGACAAGCACCUGGAGGAUCGCCAUCGGCGCCGAUUCUUUCUCCAUAAUGACAUAGGAAGUGUAAGUGCCUCGUUAAGUGUGACAACCCAUUUGAAAACGCUGGAACGGCGAAAUACAACCACGGGUGCGAGUGCUGCCAGUGCCGCAUUAAGAAGAACGGACCACGUCACCACAGAGGCCAUCGAAAAGGACAUUGGUGACAAUGUCAGCAAUGAUCUGGUUCUCAGCUGUCCCUAUUUUCGGAACGAGAUCGGCGGCGAAGUGGAGCGGAAAAUCGCGCUCACCCGCCAGAACUCGUCGGGUCACACGUGUGACACCCAAAGUCCCACCACCGCCACCAUAGUGAGUACCACUCUCAACGGCUCGCCAAUCUCCGGGUCUUCAUCGGCCUCCUCCAGCCCCUUGCUCUCGGCCGCGGUCCCCUCCUCGUCAGACGCGCUCACAUUGGAUGCUCACACGCCGCCUUUGGCCCGGGGCUUCUCCUUGCUCGACUCUCCGGAAACGUAUUGGAAAAACGGAUUCUGUCCCUACCGCAGGACAUCGACCAAUGUGAUUGAACGCAUCGACCAUGGAGCCACGUUCUUUAAAACCUUCUUCUACGGAAAAGAGCAUCAAAACUGGUUCGGAGUGGACGAGCAAUUAGGCCCGGUUGCCAUUUCCAUUCGCCGGGAAAAAGUGAACCUGUCAGGCUUGGCCAACAAUGGACACGCCUUCCUGGCCAGCACGCCCUCAUUCUCGUCCAUGGACAACUUGAUCGCCGAGCAACACAUGUACCGGAUCAUGAUCCGGACCAGCGAACUCCUGCCACUGAGAGGCAGUGUGCUGGAGGACAGCAUUCCGGCUCUCAAAUCCGAAAAGAUCAAGACCUUGCCCACCAGGGAGGUCUUGGAAUUCGUCUGCCCAGAAAUACAACUGUCUAGUCUCCACUUGGGAAUUCAAUCGGGUCCUUGCGAAGAAGAACUCAUCCGACUUGACGAGGCUUACGUGCAAAACAAAUAUAAGGUGGGUCUUAUGUACUGUCGCGAAGGUCAACAAACCGAAGAGGACAUGUACAACAAUGAGGAAGGUGGAGCGGCUUUCAACGAGUUCCUUGAGCUUAUUGGUCAGAAAGUCCGACUCAAAGGAUUCAACCAAUACAAAGCCGGACUAUGCAACAAAAACGAUUCCACGGGUCUCUAUUCGGUGUACACGGAACAUGCCGGGAAUGAGCUCAUGUUCCACGUGUCCACUUUUCUCCCUUUCACGCCCAACAACCGACAGCAGCUCCCUCGGAAACGCUACAUUGGCAACGAAAUCGUGACAGUGGUGUUUCAAGAACCAGGAGCCCUGCCAUUCAUUCCAAAUCUCAAAUCUCAAUUCCAACACGUAUUCAUUGUGGUGCGAGCCCACAAUCCCUGCUCAGAGCACACUCAAUACAGUGUCGCGGUUAGCCGAUCCAAAUCCGUGCCCAUUUUUGGACCGCCCAUUCCCAAGGGAGCUCGAUUUGCCAAAACCAAAGGCUUUGCUGACUUUCUCCUGACCAAGAUCAUUAAUGCCGAAAAUGCGGCGCAUCGAUCGGAUAAGUUCGUAUCCAUGGCCGUCCGAACUCGACAAGAAUUGCUCAAGGACCUAGCCACCAACUUUAUUUCAUCUACCACCCUAGAUUCGGGUUCCAAAUUCAGCUUGUUUGGCAAGAAAAAGGACAAGUCGAGGGCCAGAUUCCUGCCAGAAGCAGCCGGUCUACGCGGUGCUCUCUCUUGGCGAGUGGUGGUGGAAGAUUAUGGUUCUAGCACCAAAACUAAAAGUCGGAGCAACAUGGUCACGUCCAAUCAAAAUUACAGUAGCUCGAAGGGAACCGUUGCUUUACCUGUGGAGAUUGAGGCCUUGGUGGCCAUCUCUCCGGAUUCCAUUCUCGUGAUCCAAGAAAGCCACCAGCAUGAGGUGCUCUUCAUCACCGCCGCUAAAUCAGUGUUAGGAUGGACCGUUACGCCCAACUCGAUCCGCAUCUACUUUCACCAGGGUGAGGCCUUAAUUCUGCACUCCAAAGACCGCGAAACGGAAGAUAUGAGUGAGAUUGCACACCGUCUAAAGGCCGUCACGAAUGGUGCCGUCACUCAGGAGUUUACUCUUCGUCGAAACCAGAUGGGCCAACUUGGAUUCCAUGUUCAACAUGACGGACUGAUCACUGAAGUCGAAAACUUUGGUUAUGCGUGGCAAACUGGCCUUCGCCAAGGAAGCAGAUUGGUGGAGAUCAAUAAGAACCCCGUGAGCGCUCUUUCCCAUGAACAGAUGGUCGAGCUUCUGAAAACGUCAAUGACGGUGACAGUGACCGUGAUACCGCCUCAUCCAGAUGCUUCGCCACGUCGAGGGUGUCAUUUGAAGAAUUGUAGUUUCGCCUUUGGAGCGCCAUCUUCGAGCGGAGACUUCGACGGCGAUUACGAGAAUGUCGUUCAAGAGCAACAACAACAGCAGCAACAACAACUUACUCAACAGCAUACGCAAUUUGGACCGGGAGGCCAACAGCCCGUUUCCAAUGGCAAAACGGUGUAUGAUGGAAUGGGCGUCAGUGGUCGUUCCCUAAGUCCACCGAGGUCAAGCAACUCCUCCGGUUAUGGCACUGGUUCGAGUCGCAAGUCUCUAAGUGAACAGCACCAACCGCAACCCAGGUUAUUGGGUCACCAACAACAUCAACCACAGAUCCUGGAGCAAACCUCAGGUGGAGAAGGAGAGCGCUGGUAUGAGUUAGGUAACGAGGCUGCACCUGGACUUGUCCCUGAAGACUCUUCGCCCCCGCCAUUACCUACACGUAUAGGUAGCAAGGGUUCAGCUUUUCAAAAAGUGACCUCCUCAUCCGGAGGAUUGUCCAAUAGCACUAGCACCAGCAACAAAAGCAGCCUGAACAAUGCCAACGCAUCUCCCUCCAUCUAUCAGAGGCCUCCGCCACCUCGAGUCACACGACCCUCUCAAAUUGUGCCUAAUGGCGGGGUCGUGUUCUCAAACUAUGCUGCUCCCACAAAUUUCGUUAGCAACCCGGCGCCCAACUAUCAAAACCAUCAGCCAAGUACCACGGUCAAGAUUGUGGGAAACUCUACCCAAGGGCUGCGGAAUCCUUAUACCAGCCACUACUCAGCCCCUGCUAAUAGGGUGAACGCACCCAAUGCUCAAAGUCAUUACGGUCCCAGCGCUACUUCAAGCAUCAACAAUGCUACCCUCCCCAAUGGACCCAAUGGCGGCAGCGGCAUUAGCAAUUCGGCCAAUAACAGUAAUAAUAAUAAUAAUAAUGUUGGACAGAUCCAAAGGCCUAUUCCAACCCAUCCAGUGGAGGACGCCCAACUGAACGGUCUGCAAUCCAACUACGAGUACCUUCAACAUGAACGACUGGCCGCUUUGAAAUCGUCCAGUUUGCCGCCAGAAAUGGUGGCCAAUAGACACGGAAGCAAUAACACCCCUACCAAACUAACUGCCGGAGUAGGUGGUGGUGGUGGAGGUCUAAGCACUUAUGUUGUGGAUGGAGGUCACACCACUGAUUCGAGUUCGAAUUCAGAACGAUUCCACGCCCACCGGAGUGAGGACGAGCUCUCUGGCAGCAGCAAUAGCGUGUCUCCUCAACAGCAACGACGACGCCGAACCAAUCCCCAUAAUACUGCCACAUCUGCCCUGGGCUCCUCAGCUCAUUCCAGGAGCGGUGGAAGUGGCGGAGUGAAUCCCCCUUCUAGCAAUGGCUCGAGGAAUCAGAGCCCACGAACUAUCGCCAGAUCUGCCACUUCGGCUGCCGAUGAGCCUGUGAGCUCUGGGAUUGGCGUGAAAAAGCGGUCGGUCUCCCGCAAUCCGAAUCACCGGAAUUCAGCCAAUCUUGGAUCAUCCAGUACCUUUCAAGAAGACCUCAUGAAACUUAUUAGUCCCGAGUACAAUCAGGAUAUGGACGCCAACAGUCAGAAAUCGAAGUCGCGGCAACUUCUUGUCCAAGCUUUCCUUCGAAAUUCAUCGCCAGUCAAUCUCACGUCCUCAGUGUCGAUUUCCACCAACACGCCCCCACCAUUGGGAGCAGCCCCUCAACCUCAAGCGAUCAGUGGCAAAUCUGCGUCCAUGAGCCGCACCCCUCCUAGGGCCAAGUCCAUAACCGAACUGAGCCUCAUGAAAACCCGUUCCCGCGAGAACAUUGCCGGCGUGGGCGGUUCCACCACCUCCGGAUCUCCCACCACCAAUAACCAGAUGAAAUUAUCCGGCUCGAGCAUGGCAGAUGACUCCUUGUCGGAAGGUAGUUUCCACAUGGCUCGCCCUGCAACUGUGAUAUCUAACAAAUCCACUGACUCGUCCAACAUGUCCGUGUCUUCAACGAGUGUAAACUUAAGCGGAAAGUCCGACAGGUCUAUGGGCGUUCCUUCGACGCCUGGAAAGAAACUGUUACCCAAUACUCCACGAGUAGAACCGGAUAAUCCUGAUAAGACAGGUCGGGCGCAUCCCAUGCCGUUGGCGGAUGAGAGGAUGGAUUGGACCGCUUUAGUAGACACUGCCACUCGGGCCAUUCAUUUCUCGGCCGACGACUCUAACGUGCACAAUUCUCAACACCAGCAUCAACAUCAGCAUCCUCAAGCCAGUGGAAGCGUGCCCAACAAGACCGAAAUGCGCAGUAGAUCCACGGUUGUUUUGAAUAAGGCCGAUGAUCAUCACCGAAUCAAACAAAACCAUUAUCAUUCCUCCCAAGAACUGAACGGACCGAGCCAUCAAAAUGGUCGAUCCGGCUCAGGCAGUCCUCCGUUCCAAAACAGUGACUCAAAACAGAACGAAAAACUGAAUCUGUUAUUGGAUAAACUGAACAAAAUGGAGAGCCGAUUGAACUCGGAGGCCAUAGAGAAGACCCAAUUGGCCGAGGAAGUGGCCGCUCUCAGGGAAGAGAAUAUCCGACUGCAAGAAGAAUCGCAGACGGCUUCCCAACAAUUAAAAAAGUUUACCGAAUGGUUCUUUCAAACCAUUGAUAAGACUUAAGACGACAGAAAGAGACGGAAUCUUACUCUUGUGAUGAAUGAUUACCGAUCAAUUACCACUUGCUUCACGGAGAUGAACCGCUCCAUUUGCCAAAGACUUGAAUCCAUGUUUCUAUCCAGUCGUUCCAUUGUGUCUUAUGUUUCAUAUAGUUAAUUCAUUGUCACCUUAAGGCGUGGUUAGUUACCGCAUCAAGAGAUCACUAGUAUUUAAAUUCAUUGCAUUGCAAAUUACACAGUUGUAUUUUCCUACGCCAAUAAACAGUCAUUUGAAUAUCGCCAA
Messenger RNA from Tigriopus californicus, 8717 nucleotides. Its product is annotated as signal-induced proliferation-associated 1-like protein 2. Gene Ontology annotation, cellular component: cytoplasm. NCBI's taxonomy places the organism in Eukaryota, Metazoa, Arthropoda, Copepoda, Harpacticoida, Harpacticidae. The transcript has 16 exons. Gene Ontology annotation, biological process: activation of GTPase activity; regulation of small GTPase mediated signal transduction. Gene Ontology annotation, molecular function: GTPase activator activity; protein binding. The record is from RefSeq and is a predicted model, not a curated record. Bases 2121 to 8438 code for a protein of 2105 amino acids.